Camarhynchus parvulus is the source of this 2978-nucleotide messenger RNA. RefSeq names its product tRNA methyltransferase 2 homolog A (gene TRMT2A). Gene Ontology annotation, molecular function: RNA methyltransferase activity; RNA binding. The coding region runs from base 443 to 2350 and encodes 635 amino acids. Gene Ontology annotation, biological process: RNA processing. NCBI's taxonomy places the organism in Eukaryota, Metazoa, Chordata, Aves, Passeriformes, Thraupidae. The transcript is spliced from 11 exons. The record is from RefSeq and is a predicted model, not a curated record.
CCCGGCGCGGGGAGAGCGCCGCCCGCCCCGGCCCCGUCACACCGAUUCCCCCCGUGGGUCCUCGGAAGCGGCCCCGAUACCGGCCCUGUCACGGACCCCCGGUACCGACCGCCGGCGCGGCCCCUCCGCCCCCCGAGAAGCGUUUUUGUUGUCCCGUUUCCCAGGCGCUUUUCCCAUCACCCCCCGCGCCAUGGCGGCGACCGCCCGCGUGCCGGCCCAAGAUGGCGCCCGCGUGAGGGAAGGGGUGAUGUGUGAGCUGCUGGUUUUAGUGUGUUUAAGGGCUGCGGGUGCUUUCGGGCGCGAGUAGCGGCAGCGCUGAGGGGCAGCGCUUAAAAAACCACCAGAUCGUUCCUCUGCCGUCAUUCUCAUCGCAGCGGCCCGUCCGUGAGGCUACGGCCCCGCCCCGGGAGGUGCGCGGGGUGGCUGAGGAGGUGGCGGGACCAUGGCGGAGGAAGGCGAGCGCUGCGACCCCGACCGCGACACGGCCCCUGUGGCGGAGGCCGGAGAUGGGGCUGAGCCGGACAGCCAGGCCGGGGAAGACCCCGCGGAGAGCCCCGACGUAUACAGAUACAUUAAGGGAGACUUGUUCACCUCCGAGAUUUAUAAAGUAGAGAUACAGAACCUGCCCAAAUACAUCGGGUUUAAUGAUGUGAAAAAGUUCCUUGCCAAGUACGGGCUCAACCCUCACAAGAUAAAACUCUUCGGGAAGCAGACGUUCGCCUUCGUGACGUUCAAGAGCGAGGAGGAGCGGGACAAGGCCAUGCGGGUGCUGCACGGCGCGCUCUGGAAGAGCCGCCACCUCAGCGUGCGCCUGGCCAAGCCCAAGGCAGACCCCAUCGCCAAGAAGAGGAAGCAAGAAGAGGAUGCGGAGCAGGGAGAGGCGAAGCGUCCGGCUCCCUGCGGAGAGGAGCCCCUGAGCAAGCGGAUCGCGGACGUGGUGACCCCGCUGUGGAACGUGCCCUACGAGGCGCAGCUGGCCCAGAAGAAGCAGGAGUGCGAACAAGUGCUGCAGAAGCUGACAAAGGAAAUAGGAAAUAACAACAGAGCUUUAUUACCCUGGUUGUUCCUGCAGAAGCAGAAGUUUAAUAAAUUAUGUUGCCCACUGGAGGGAGUGAAAGCAUCACCCUUGCAGACCGAAUAUCGCAACAAAUGUGAGUUCUUGAUUGGGAUUGGUGUAAAUCAAGAAGACAAAACUGUGGGUUGUCGUCUUGGCAAAUAUAAGGGUGGUACAUGUGCUGUAGUGGAGCCAUUUGAUACUAUUCACAUUCCUGCUAUUGCCAAAAAAGUAGUAAAAGCUUUCCAAGACUACAUAAGGUCGACUCCUUACUCGGUGUACAGCCCCGAAACCUACGAGGGGCACUGGAAGCAGCUCACGGUCCGCACCAGCCGCCACGGCCACAUCAUGGCCAUUGCUUACUUCAACCCUCAGAAAUUGAGUAAAGAAGAGCUAGCUGACCUGAAAAUCUCUCUGGCAAAAUACUUCACAGAAGGGAUGGGAAAGAGCAGUGGUGUUACUUCCCUGUACUUUGUGGAGGAAGGACAGAGGAAGUCUCCCAAUCUAGAAGAUUUGCCUUUGGAGCAUGUGGCUGGUGAUAAGUACAUAUAUGAAGAACUCCUUGGCCUAAAAUUUAGAAUUUCUCCUCAUGCAUUUUUUCAAGUGAACACCCAAGCUGCAGAAGUGUUGUACAUGGCCAUUGGGGAGUGGGCACAACUGAGCCAAGAGAGCACCGUGCUGGACAUCUGCUGUGGGACAGGAACCAUUGGGAUUUCUUUAGCAAAGAGAGUGAAGAAGGUAAUUGGAAUUGAGCUCUGUCAGGAAGCUGUGCAGGACGCCAAAGCAAAUGCCCAGAUUAAUGAACUGAAUAAUAUUGAAUUUUACUGUGGGAAGGCAGAAGAUAUUGUUCCUUCCCUGAUGAACGUUUUAGCUCCUCAGAACCUGAUCACAAUUGUAGAUCCACCACGAGCAGGGCUGCAUUCCAAGGUAAUUCUUGCCCUUAGAAGAGCUGAACAUCUGAAGAAGCUCAUCUAUGUCUCCUGCAAUCCCAGAGCUGCAAUGAAUAACUUUGUGGACCUGUGCCGGGCCCCUUCCAACAGGGUGAAAGGAGCCUCGUUCCGGCCUGUGAGAGCCAUGGCUGUGGAUCUGUUCCCUCAGACCAGGCACUGUGAGUUACUGAUCUUCUUUGAGAGGGUGGAAUAUGCCAAUGGCAGCUCUGCAGCAGCAGCACCUGCUGCCAGUGAGAUCCCAGCAGCAGCCUGUGGCACCAAGGGCAUGGAUGGCAGCCCAGCCAGCAAGGGGAGCCAGGCAGCUGCUGGCCAUGGGGACUGCAGUCCAAGAGAGGGCUCACCUUAACUCCUGAGAGACUUCAUAGGAACUACUUUGGUUUUUGACUGCAUUGGUAACAUCACUUCUGUAACAUCCAGGUAAUAAAUCUCUGCACAACAGAGUAAUUGCAAUGCUUCCAACUUAUUUCAUCAUCCCAAUUUGAAUUGUUUCGUUAUCAUCGAUUCCCAGAACGGUUUGUGUUGGAAGGGACCUUAAUGAUCAUCUCAUAAGCACCCCUUUGCCAUGAGCAGGGACACCUUCCACGCAACCAGGUUGCUCAGAGCCCCAUCCAGACUCAUCUCAAACACUUCCAGGGACAGGAUGUUACAUACAAUUAGCCCAAAUCCAGCUUUUCCCUUCCUGCCUAGAUACAUACAUAUAUUUAUGUAUAGAUGCCCCAAUUCCCAGAGCAGGUCAUCUUGCUACAUGGACCUGAACCUACCUGUCAGUACUUCAUCAUUCUCUGACCUCUGUCAAAACUGUGCUGUGUUUUUUCAGUAUGCAAGUUAAGAUUAACCCUUUCAAAAAUAAUUUACUUGCUAAAUAUUAGGAAGUAACAAACUCAGUCUAAUAAAAAUGCCACACUUUCCACAGCUGAAGUCGGUCUUACUCUCAGACUGUAGCAUCAGUGACAAGACUAUGAAGGCUGUAAGUU